Molecule: messenger RNA, 3857 nt
Organism: Rhea pennata
Lineage: Eukaryota; Metazoa; Chordata; Aves; Rheiformes; Rheidae
Gene: FSCN1
Product: fascin actin-bundling protein 1
Exons: 5
Coding region: 61-1533 (490 amino acids)
Biological process (GO): actin filament bundle assembly; cell migration; establishment or maintenance of cell polarity
Cellular component (GO): ruffle; microvillus; filopodium
Molecular function (GO): protein-macromolecule adaptor activity; actin filament binding
Source: RefSeq, a predicted model, not a curated record
GGCAGCAGCAGUAGCAGCAGCACCACCACCACCACCAUCAUCAUCAUCAUCAUCAUCAUCAUGACGGCCAACGGCACCGCGGAGCCGGUGCAGAUCCAGUUCGGGCUCAUCAACUGCAGCAACAAGUACCUGACGGCGGAGGCCUUCGGCUUCAAGGUGAACGCCUCGGCCACCAGCAUGAAGAAGAAGCAGAUCUGGACGCUGGAGCAGGACGGGGAGGACUCCAGCGCCGUGCUGCUCAAGAGCCACCUGGGCCGCUACCUGGCGGCCGACAAGGACGGCCGGGUGAGCUGCGACAGCGAGGAGCCGGGCCCCGACUGCCGCUUCCUCGUGGUGGCGCACGGCGACGGGCGCUGGUCGCUGCAGUCGGAGCCGCAUCGCCGCUUCUUCGGCGGCACCGAGGACCGGCUCUCCUGCUUCGCCCCCGCCGUCUCGGCCGCCGAGAAGUGGAGCGUCCACCUGGCCAUGCACCCCCAGGCCAACCUCUACAGCCUGGCCCGCAAGCGCUACGCGCACCUGGGCCCCCGCCGCGACGAGCUGGCCGUGGACCGCGACGUGCCGUGGGGCGUGGACGCGCUCAUCACGCUGCUCUUCGUGGAGCAGCGCUACAGCCUGCAGAGCUGCGACCACCGCCUGCUGCGCCGCGACGGCCGCCUGGUCGCCGCCGCCGAGCCCGGCACCGCCUUCACCCUCGAGUUCCGCUGCGGCAAGGUGGCCUUCCGCGACGACGAGGGCCGCUACCUGGCCCCCUCGGGGCCCAGCGGCACCCUCAAGGCGGGCAAGAGCGCCAAGGUGGGCAAGGACGAGCUCUUCGCCCUGGAGCAGAGCUGCCCGCAGGUCGUGCUCCGCGCCGGCAACGACAGGAACGUCUCCACCAGGCAAGGGAUGGACCUCUCCGCCAACCAGGACGAGGAGGGCGACCAGGAGACCUACCAGCUGGAGAUCAACAAGGACACCAAGAAAUGUGCCUUCAGGACCUACACUGGGAAGUACUGGACCCUCACCUCCAACGGGGGCAUCCAGUCCACAGCCUCCACGAAGAACGCCAGCUGCUACUUCGACAUCGAGUGGUGCGACAAGCGCAUCACCCUCAAGGCCGCCAACGGCAAGUACGUGACGGCGAAGAAGAACGGGCAGCUGGCGGCCUCCAUGGAGACGGCCGGCGAGACCGAGCACUUCGUGAUGAAGCUCAUCAACAGGCCCAUCAUCGUCCUCCGCGGCGAGCACGGCUUCAUCGGCUGCCGCAAGGUGACCGGCACCCUGGACUCCAACCGCUCCUCCUACGACGUCUUUCAGCUGGAGUUCAACGACGGCGCCUACAACAUCAAAGAUGCCACCGGGAAGUACUGGAUGGUGGGGAACGAGUCGUCCGUCACCAGCAGCAGCGAUACGCCCGUGGACUUCUUUUUUGAGUUCUGCGACUACAACAAAGUGGCUAUCAAAAUCAAUGGCAAAUACCUGAAGGGCGACCACGCCGGCGUCCUCAAGGCAGCCGCUGACGCCAUCGACGCCUCCACCCUCUGGGAGUAUUAAUGCACUUUAGCGCACUUCCCAUUGCCAACUUUUCUUUCCCCCGCCUUUUUCGUUUCUCCUCUCUGUACAAGGAUUUUCAGACCGGCUUGCCCUCCCCUCCCGCCGUAGAAUCCAGUGCGUUGGGGUGGAGGCGGGUCUCCCUUAAGCUCCUUGAGAACUGGAAUUAACCUGGAGAACGUGGUGCAGCCUGCCUAGAGAUUUGUAGAGGGGCCGUUCGCCCUGGAAGCUCACUGCCGUACCCCAGCCCGGCCCUGAGCAUCGCCGACGUAGGUUUCGUUGUUGUUGUUGUUGUUUUUCCUCUCUCCUGUAUUGAAAAAGGGAAUAAGGUCACCCCUGGGCUCUCGUACACCAUAUCAGCGCUGGCGCCAUCUCGCUCAGUCCCGCCAGCGUCCCUGCGGCCGCCCUGCGCAGCUUAACGCUGGACAGUCUCCCCAAGGACCUGUCCCACACUAGCAUCCCUCGAACCAAGGGAGGCGAGAGACUGUGCUAGGCUAAAUCCGCUCUUCCUGGCCCCAGGAAGGCAGCUUCUCGCCUCGCUUGGCUUUUAGAGAUCUUUCCAUCCCCAGCUGAGGUCUAAGAGGUGACCUUACAUAUCGAAACAUCCCCGGGAUGGAGCUGGCGCAUGCCGGCAAGCAUCCUGUCUGCAGGGUUAGCAAGCGUAACUCCUGCAGCCGUACAGGUGACGUACCGAGAAGCUGUUCUAGGGUGAUACUGUCUGGAAAGCCUCAGACCUUCAUCUCGCUGGAGUCCCGCACUCCUUUUAAACGGAGUUGUCCCUCUGCCCCCGCCUGUGCUUCUGGUUGCUGGUGGUGCAUCUCAGACCCCUUGGGGGGUUUCAGCAGGAGCCCAAGGCAGCUUCCCCGCUCCUCAGGGCUCAUCGCACGGCCAUGCUUGGAAAGGGACCCAAACCGCGCUGGGUAGGGCAGGCUGGGUUCAGUCCAGCCCCCCUCGGGCACGGGGAGUCUUCCCCCCCCCCCCCCCCCGAGGUCUUUCGAGAGGGGCUGGUGAGCAAGGCCAGCCAAGAUGCUUGCCCUCCUCGCCGGCCUCCUCUCCUCCGACCAGCCUGGCCGCUCCAGCAGCACCAGGUCUCGGCGCCGGCCGCCCCGCGAGCCGGGGGGGGACCCGCGGGAGCCGGAGCCGCGGGGAGCGCGCGGGCGGCGGGCAGAUCUGACCUACCCUGGGCGGUGGCUGGAAGCAGAAACUGCAGAUUUGGGUUUACAGAGUAGAAAAGUUUGUAGCAAACUUUGCACAGUGAUAAUUGUUCAGUACUUUCUUUUUUCUCGUAACCUACUGGAACGGCGAACCUAGUCGCUGAAAACCUAACGCCGAAUUACGAAUUGCCUGUUGCUACAGUGGGGGGCAGCUGCCUGGUCCCACCAGCCCAAGGGGCUCCUCCGCUUUGAUAGCACAUCAUCUCGACAUUACUGGAAGCAGAAAAAUGACCAAAACAGUAUUUUUGUUAGUUAUCUAUUUAUAUGUGCUCUCCAUGGCACUGUGUUACCAGCUGUUGUCUGUAAUAGGUCUGCAUUAGCGUGAAAUGUGAACGUUUGUUCUGGGUGAUGCUGAAGCGUUCUCGAGGGUGGCGAAAGGCGCUUCAUCCUUCGGGGCCUUCCCGGCGCGCCGGGCGACUUGCUCCCGUUGGCCUCUCGGGCGCCUGAACCGCCCGCGCGGUGCUCGUGGCCGUGCCGAGCCGGCGGCCGGUCCCUGUCGCCGGAGGCGAGGAAGCCUUAAAGCCAUCCCGCCGGCACAGGGAUGCCCUCCGCGGGAGCUCGGUGCUACACUCCCCGCUCGGCGGGCGCCUGGACCUUCCCCGGCGAGGGGCAAGGCAAGAACUCGGAGACGGGUCCCGCGCCGUCCCCGCGGACCCCAGCCGCAGCGCUGGCACACUACCUCGGCUCUCGCUCCCGAAUCCCGGAUCCCGGCUUCGCUCGGGCGGGCGAAACACCACCGGCCGCGUUGCGGGGGGGCCCAGGGAGCCUCUCGAAGGUGCCAAGUGUCUUGGCGAAAGCCGGAGCGACCCCGCGACUCGGCGCCCGCUUGCUGCUGGCCUUUGCGCCCACCGCGUCUCCUCCGCUCCCUGGUCCCAGUCGCCGUUUGAACCAUGUAACUCCCUGCUCGGGCUUCUUCCAUGUGACACUAGGUCAAGAAUUUCUCCUGUCUCCUCUUUAUCGGGUGUCGUGACUCUCUGAAAACAUCUCACUCUGAAAUUAAGUUUUGGGUUUUUUUUUUUUUGGUAUUUUUUAUUUUUAUUUUGUAAGUGCCAUUUGUAUAACUUAAAAAUAGCAUCAAAUGGAGAAAGGUGAAUAAAAACCCGCAUUCGGACA